CAGUGAGAGCAGUUAGAGGAGUGAGUCAGAUUUUCCACAGCUCAGUUACGAUCCACACAGCUCCACAACAACACACAGGACCAGCCGAGCUCCCCUCUGUCACUGCACUGCAGUAGGAUGGCCUGGGUUUGCUUGUCCAAAUGGCUGCUCCUCCUGAGUGUGUGCUGCCUUGGAUUGAGUGCGCUUCACUUGGUAGACAGUGACUGGGAGUGGGGCUCAGGCCUGGAGGAGCUUCUGCAGAGCUUCCCAGCGGACAGCCCCUUCAUCACAGAGAAACCUGGACAUCCUGCCAACUGCACACAGCGCUUCUGGCUGCCCUCGUCCACUCCUGUGUGCUGGGAUAACAUAGUGGGUCCUGAGGAGUUUGAGCAGACCCGGCUGCUGGUUCUGCAGAACCGUGCGGCUCUGCAGGCCGUUUCCCAGGCCAGCGGCCUAGAGGAGGGGGGAGCCUCCUAUGAUCAGCAGGCCAGGGAGUUCAUCAGAGGGGUCCUGGAUGACCACAGCAACAUUGAGCAGACAGUAGACUCCAUGCAGGAGGUCUUCAACAGCCUGGACAUGAAAAGGAAGGAGGGUGGACAACACUACACCUUCUCCAGGUCUUGAAGCUUACCAGAACUAAGUAAACUUCUAAAGAAACUGUUUUGGAGCCCACCCGCACGGCUGAAUUCCAUGAGAAUGAUGUAACAUGUGGAAAAGACACGUCAGCUCUUGUCCCUCUGCAUGAUUAAGAGUGUUGUUAAAAAGGGAGUACUUUAUUACACACACAUCUUACAUCUCCAGUGUUCACUACACCAAUGCAUAUUGUGUCUUUAGCUUCUUACGUGCAGAAAGCACAGCUUAUUAAUUUAUUCAGUAAAAGGCAAUCCAAACUUUUGUUAAGUUUUGUCAUGUACUGAUCUGCAGUUUUAAUCAAACACUGCUACAAUUUCUGAUUUAUGAAAAUAAAAGAUAUUUUC
Messenger RNA from Astyanax mexicanus (Mexican tetra), 956 nucleotides. RefSeq lists its product as uncharacterized. The coding region runs from base 118 to 603 and encodes 161 amino acids. Lineage: Eukaryota; Metazoa; Chordata; Actinopteri; Characiformes; Acestrorhamphidae. The record is from RefSeq and is a predicted model, not a curated record. The transcript is spliced from 3 exons.